This is a messenger RNA of Candoia aspera, 3224 nucleotides long. It is a transcript of the gene HPS1, whose product is annotated as HPS1 biogenesis of lysosomal organelles complex 3 subunit 1. Gene Ontology annotation, cellular component: BLOC-3 complex. Gene Ontology annotation, biological process: vesicle-mediated transport; melanosome assembly. The record is from RefSeq and is a predicted model, not a curated record. The coding region runs from base 323 to 2443 and encodes 706 amino acids. The transcript is spliced from 18 exons. Gene Ontology annotation, molecular function: guanyl-nucleotide exchange factor activity. NCBI's taxonomy places the organism in Eukaryota, Metazoa, Chordata, Lepidosauria, Squamata, Candoiidae.
AUUUCGGUGUACCGAGCAGCGGAGAAGAGGGUCUUGGCUGCGUGCGCAUCCUUCGCGACACAGUUACCGAGCUUCCUUCUUUCGAAAGGCCCCCUUCGAGCUCCAUCAGCCGAUAUCCAACGUUAUAGAUGUUACUAAUUUUGCCUACUGACCCGUGCUUAGUUCCUCAAUAGUUACCAUUUUGACUCUCCCUUUUGUUUGUUUAUAUUUCCUGCUAGAUCCAAAGCUGAUCUUUUUUCUUCCUUGUUUUCUGUCUCCUCAUAAAUGGGAACUGAAUCUAGGUAACCACCUUGAAAGCCGUGCAUUGAUAUUUCCUUUACAGAUGAAGUGUGUCCUCAUUUCCAGCGAGGGUGCUGAAGUCCUCUUCUACUGGGCGGAUCCAGACUUUAUGACAAUCUUACACCAGCGUUUUCAGAGCCAGGAUCAGAAUGGUGAUGAGAUCCCUUCUGUGGAAGACAGCAUCAACACGUUGUUUGCCCCCAUGAUCAUCUCCUGUGCAACUAUGCUAGAAAAGUUAGGAGACACAUACACUUGCUUCUCUGCUGAAAAUGGCAAACAUCUCUAUGUGCUGCAUAUGUUUGGUGAAUGCCUGUACAUUGCAGUGAAUGGAGAUGGCUGUGAGAGUGAGGAUGACCUGCGCCGUCAGCUCUAUGUGCUCAGAAGACUGACUGAGGCUCACUUUGGCCUAGUCACACUGGACAGCCACCUCUUCCACCGGGAACUUCGCCCAGUAGAAUCUGAACAACGGGCUCACAUCUGGGCGCUUUUUCAGAGCCUGCUGCAGACUUAUAACCAGCUGCGUAAGGAAGACCAGAGCUUUGCUAUAGAGGCUGUAGAGCGGCUGAUCCACCCACAGCUGUGUGAACAGUGUAUUGAGUUUUUGGAGCAUCAAGUUGUACAGUACAUCAAUAGCAACACUGAGCGUGCUGGACAUGAAGUAGUGCAUGCCUUCCUGCUCAUACACACCAAACUACUUGCCUUUUACUCCAGCCGUAAUGCCAGCUCUCUGCGACCAGCUGACUUGCUCACUCUCCUCCUGAUUGUGCAGGAUCUAUAUCCCAGCACUUCUAAGGGCCAGCCUGUUCCUGAAGUGCUUGCCCAGCCUGUAGAGGGAGAACUAAGUCUUCAGAGACCGCAAAGCAGUGAGAGUAUUCCAGUGAACAGCCCCUUUCACCCCAGCACUUCUCAAGAACAGAUAGCAGAUGAUCUCUCUAUGCCUGAAGAGUUCUUCACCCCCAAGGCUUCCCCUAGCCAACAGAGUACAGGAAGUUCCUGGACUGAGGGUGUAGACUCACAGAGUGAGGGAGAGGUAAACUCUGCUGAUUUCCUGGUGGCUGAGGAUUUGCUGCAUAGUUUAAUACCCCCAGCCCCAGAAGCUACAAAUCCACGGAGAAUAUUUCUGGAUGCCAACUUGAAAGAAGGCUACUGUCCCAUGAUGCCCCACACAAUGCACUGCCUUUCACUCUGGCCAGGCAUCUUGCUCGUGCUCCUCACUAAGAGCCCCAGUUCCCAGGCGGCCCUUUCUCUCUACCAACUGCUGGAUGGGCUCCUGAUGAUGGAGAAGAAAUUGAAAGAGGGUCAGGAGACCCGGCAACCUCUGCGUUCUCAGCCAUUAUUUUUGGAGCUUCGACAUCGAAUGGACAAAUUUGUCAAGAAGCUGGGUGGGCAAGAGUCACAGUUGCAGAAUAUCUGGCAGGAUUUAAAGAACAAAGUUUCCUCUCGAAGUGAGCCUGGAAGUUCCUUGGAACUUUUGCAGGCUUUUUGCAAUGUCCGGCGGCAGCUCUGUGCUGUAUAUCGGCUCCUCUUCCUUGGAUCCUCAGGGGCCCAAGGCCUACCCCAGAACUUGCUGGACCGGGUGCAGCAAUUAACACAGGACAAGCUCCAAGACUGGAAAGACUUCUUAUUGGUGAAGAGCAAGCGUAAUGUCACCAUGGUGUCAUACUUGGAAAAUUUCCCAGGACUUGUACAUUUCAUCUAUGUGGAUCGCACAGUGGGACAGAUGGUGGCUCCAUCUCUUGGCACAUCAGAGGAAUCUACUUCAGAGUUAGGCAAAGGACCUCUGCUUGACUUUAUUAAGAAGAAGGUAUGGUCACUGGUGGCUUUGGCUCGAAGCUACUUGCAGAAGGGCUACACUACACUGAUGGUCCGGGAUGGAGACUACUAUUGCACCUACUUCCUCUGGUUUGAGAAUGAGCUGGGAUACAAGCUGGAGGUUAUGGAAGUGCCAGUGCUUUCUGAUGAUUCAGUUCCCAUUGGGACACUGGCAGGUGAUUAUUACAGGAAAUUGCUCCGUUACUUUGGCAGGAAACAUGCCAAUGAAGUGGUGAAGUGCUAUGAACUGUUGACCAUCCAUCUGGGCAUCAUGCCAAAUGAACUUGUGAUCCAGCAGGCACGCAGCUUGGCCCAGCAACUCUGGGAGCCAACACGCAUCCCCUUGCUUUAGGGACCUUGACUGGUGCUUGGUGUAAUUUGGCUGUUUACUUCUUUCUGGACAACAUGGCAUCUCAGGUCCCUGCUGAUUUUACCUCAGUGGGACAGGUCUAGCUUGGACAGUAUUUUUACCUGACCUGCAUUGGAUUUUCAGAGCUAGGAGGUCAACUUGUUCAUUCGUCUUCCCUCACAACAUCGAAAAGUUCCAUCCCAAAACUUGUCGUGGAUACCAAAAGCGAUUCCUGUCAGGGCAUAGCUACUGACAUAGCAUUGGCCCUUGGUGUGAGAUUGGAUUGGAGAACUUGUGAUACAGGACUUCCUUUCUUGUAACUGUGCAUCAGAACUUUGACUCAGAAGCCCAUUGGGCACAGCUUAUAAAUGUACGUGUUAAGUGCAGUGCCUAGUUUUGUUAGGCACUUCAUUAUCAUUAAAUAUUUAUCCUAAACAUAAGAAAUAUAAUAUACAAUAAUUUAGAGCAGAAAAGGUAACCUUUUUAGGCUUCUUACAAAAUAUGGAACAGUGUUUCUCAGCCCUGGAAACUUUAAGAUGUAUGGACUUUGACUCCCAGAAUUCCCCAGCCAGCAUGCUGGCUGGGGAAUUCUGGGAAUUGAAGUCCACACAUUUUAAAGUUGCUAAGGUUGAGAAAUACUGAUACAGAAGGUAAACUAAGAGAGUGCCUUCCACCACCCUGUCAAGAUCCCAGGUCUCACUCUCUUAUCACUCCAAUUUACUUCCUUCUUUUUAAAAUCUUCUUUGUAAGAGUAUACCCAGCCAAUGAAAGUCCUAGACUGCAA